Molecule: messenger RNA, 4019 nt
Organism: Gambusia affinis (western mosquitofish)
Lineage: Eukaryota; Metazoa; Chordata; Actinopteri; Cyprinodontiformes; Poeciliidae
Product: D(1) dopamine receptor-like
Exons: 3
Coding region: 407-1750 (447 amino acids)
Biological process (GO): adenylate cyclase-activating adrenergic receptor signaling pathway
Cellular component (GO): membrane
Molecular function (GO): G protein-coupled receptor activity
Source: RefSeq, a predicted model, not a curated record
UUGAUUAUGAUGGCUUUAGCAGCCAUCAGAACUGCUAUUGACCUAUUGACAGGUAGGACCCGCGAGGAAAUUACCUGUCGCAGAGAGACUGCUCGGGCAAAUGCCACAGUCGUGCUUUUCCUUCCUACAGUGAGCAGGCAGCGCUUUUUACUGAAUGGGAGCAUCAUGUGAAACUUGAGGCGUCUGGCGUAAGGAUUUCUGUUUGGACGCCGCACGUACUCUGGCUGCAGCAGGACGCAGCGAAAGGGACAUUUCAUUCCUGUGGUGUCUGUCUUCAGUGUAGGGUUUUUUGUUUUGUUUGUUUGUUUGUGUGUGUGUGAUUGCGUUUUGCUUUGAAUCAGCACAUAGAGUGAUGUGUACAUGGAGGACAUAAUUCGGGACGUUGUUUGGUUUAUAUUGGUGAGAUAUGGAGACCGGACGCGCUCUGGAUGGACGCUGCGCGGUGAAGUUUGCGUGGAAGCGCAAUUUCCUAGCAGCCACUGAAUCCAGUCUGGGAUAUCUAAAUGGAAGAAUGUUGCCUGUGGGAUGGUCGACAACAGAGAUCUUGUGCUAUUUAUCCCAGAGCAGAUGUAGCAGGACUCUUCAGUAUGACAUAGACCUCAGUCCCCCCGCCCCCGCCUACACAUCUUCAGGGAUGGAUCUCGUCAACUUCACGACUGUCAUCGACAAUGGCUUCUUAGACGAGAUGCCAUCCAGCCGCGUGCUGACCGGCUGCUUCCUCUCGCUGCUCAUCCUCACCACGCUGCUGGGGAACACACUGGUUUGUGCUGCCGUCACCAAGUUUCGUCACCUGCGCUCCAAAGUCACCAACUUCUUCGUGAUCUCGUUGGCCGUGAGCGACCUCUUGGUGGCCAUCUUGGUGAUGCCGUGGAAGGCGGUGACGGAGAUCGCAGGCUUCUGGCCGUUUGGCUCCUUCUGCGACACCUGGGUGGCUUUUGACAUCAUGUGCUCGACCGCGUCCAUUUUGAACCUUUGUGUGAUAAGCCUGGACCGCUACUGGGCCAUCUCCAGCCCCUUUCGCUACGAGAGGAAGAUGACACCCAAAGUGGCCUACGUUAUGAUCAGCGUGGCCUGGACGUUAUCUGUCCUCAUUUCUUUUAUCCCUGUGCAGCUCAACUGGCACAAAGCCCAGGGUAAACCUUACAAGCCGCUCACUGAGGCUUUAGUGUCACUGGGAUCAAACACUACAUCCCUCCGCACUUCUGAAAAUUGUGACUCCAGCCUGAACAGGACCUACGCCAUCUCCACCUCACUCAUAAGCUUCUAUAUCCCCGUUGCCAUCAUGGUUGCCACAUACACACAGAUUUACCGCAUUGCUCACAGACAAAUCAGAAGGAUCUCUGCCCUGGAGCGUGCUGCAGAGAGUGCCAAGAACAGACACAACAGUGUGGGCCGAGGGUCCAGCAUCGCGGAGUCCGAGAGCUCUUUCAAAAUGACGUUCAAGAGGGAGACAAAAGUGCUGAAGACACUGUCGGUGAUAAUGGGGGUGUUUGUGUGCUGCUGGCUGCCAUUUUUCAUCCUGAACUGCAUGGUACCCUUCUGUGAGCAGUCAAGCGGAGAGGCCUUCACUUGCAUAAGUCCUACCACCUUUGACGUAUUUGUGUGGUUCGGCUGGGCUAACUCCUCCCUCAACCCCAUCAUCUAUGCCUUCAAUGCCGAUUUCCGCAAGGCCUUCUCCAUCCUGCUGGGCUGCCACAGACUGUAUCCAGGAGGCCACAACGUAGAGACGGCCAGUCUAAAUAAGAAGUGACUCAUGACUCUCCCUCACUGACUCAUCCCUUUAUUCUAGGAGUCCAGGAGCUUAAUGUGCAUCCGGACUGGCUGAGAAGAGGACGCUGCUGUCUGCACUUCUGAGCUAACGCUUCGUGUGACUGAAUGGUACAGUGACACUGUGUGCACAUGUUUGCAUCGGGUGAGUGUGACCCUGCUGUGUUUUCUGUGGCUGUUACACAACCUUCCGAAGUGAGAAUCGUGUCUGGAAGCAGAGUGGAUUUUGGGAUUGAGAUUAAGAUGGUGCUGGUUGUGCCAGGGGUCUGAGCGUGUACCGAUUCUGACAUGGCUCCAGGACGGAUAAUCCACAGAAUCGGGCAGCAUGCACUGUGUCAGACACUGCUGUCCUCCUUGACAUCGCACUCUACAGUACACGGCGUCAAGGCAUCCUCCGCUGAAUAAAGCGCAAUUGCUGCACAACUCGUGCACUUUACCAAAUCACAUGACAGCUCACAGAUCUACUGUUACACAAGAUUAAAAUUGUCUGCAAAGAGUGAGGUCAUGCAUCUAACCAAAUCACGUUUGGUGUAGGUGCAGGAACACAACACACCCAAAAGUGACUUAAUAUUACAGACAGAAUGCAAAACAGAGUGGAUGAGAUGCAUUUAUGAUUUCUGUGACGGCUCUUUAAAGGGAAACUGUGGUCCUAAUUUCUUUUGAAAGUUACAUUAAGUUGUGAUGAUGUACUCUAGGCUAGUAGGACCUUCCUUUACCUCGGCCAGUUGUUGGAUUGUUAUAAAUAGAUAUCAUAUUAAUUCAUAACAUGUUAAAGCUUGAAGUGAACGUGAACCAAAAAUGGCCUUGUGGCUGGACAAUUUCUAACUUAAUCAAUCAGUCUUUUUCAAAUCGGUGAUACUACAUACCAGCACUUGAAGGUCUCUGUACUGAUAACACUCUUCAAAGUAGAAACUACUACUGUAGGAAAUAGAGUCAAGACUAACUCCAAUUUGUCUGUUUUCUCUAUUAGUACGAUGUUUAAAACUACUGAAAAUUUUGCUUUCCCAAAUCUGAGAUUUAUCUGUUUUAUGUGAGCAGAACUUUGUCUAUUAUCAGAAAAGCUGAACAAUGUCCUACAAAAUUGCUGUUUUAUAAUUUGUCUGUUUCUGCAUCUGUCUUUCAUGCUGGAAUUAGAAAUGUUGGCCGGCUUGGACAAAUCUCAGACGGGUAGCCUCUUCCUGUGACGUUGUUUUGCUGCUACUAGUACUGAUGAGAGACACAAGCUGGAUGGAAUAAUGGAUUGAAACUUUUCAAGAUUACCUCAGAUCAUCUCUAAAUGAUUGAAACUUUGACAAAAUUGGAUGUUAAACAGACCAGUAAGCCUAAGAACACAUCCAAACUGGUUUUGGAAUGGAUGAAACAGAUCUAGCAAUCUUCUGGUCUUCCAAAGACCCAGAGCUAAGAGUAAGAAUAUUCAUGCCAGAAAGUCAACAUAUUAAAAUGAACUCUACCAAAACGAGUGGAUUAGAAAAAAAAGAAGAAAUGUGUGCUUAUUUGGUUUAACUAUUCCUCCCUCUCAAAAAUUAUACAUUUACAAAUUGUAAAAAUGAGCAUGUCUCUAUUUGUAAAAGGGAAUAAAAAGCAUGGAAUUAGGAGAAAGAUUUUCUGUCUGACAUCUAAAAUCAUGCCUUGUAGUUCAAAAUAUGACUUUAAAUUCUGUACAUUUGCAAACUGAGUGUUAAUGGAUUCGGAGUUGCACAUUGAAACCGGUUUUAAUGUAUUAUGCAGUGUUGGUUGUUUUCUAGCUUUACUUUUCGGUUUAGAUUUGGAAGGAGUUCAUUCUAGUCCUGUAACAAAGAUAAAGACGUUUCACAUUUCUCCCAAGUGUCUCUUUGCAUUAGAGCCCAAGCAGAUGUUUAGUGAAUUUGUUGAUUUUUCAUCAGAUCCACUGUGUCGUGUGUUUUUUGACUGUUCUGCUUUGAACCCUUUACAUCAAAAGCCCUGGGGCUAACUUCACAUCAGCGCGCGAGGAAUAAAACCUAAUGGGAUCAGCUGUGUUUCAUAUCUACCAUCUCAUAUAAUUCUGGUGUUCUUGUGUCUGUUGAAUCUGGCGAUGUAUUGCCAUCAUUAGCAAAGUGAAGUGCCCCAUCUGGUCCUGUGAACAGCUGGCAAUAAUAAAGCGGUGCAACUACUGUGGCACCUCUGGAUCUGUUGGCUGUGUGUGAUUUUAUUGUUCCAUUAAUACUUCACUCACAUUUUAAAAAAAUAUAUGACGGCUAAGCCUGGAUUUUAGACUGUGGACGGUCCCUUCU